Molecule: messenger RNA, 2923 nt
Organism: Pseudophryne corroboree (corroboree frog)
Lineage: Eukaryota; Metazoa; Chordata; Amphibia; Anura; Myobatrachidae
Gene: MYCN
Product: MYCN proto-oncogene, bHLH transcription factor
Exons: 3
Coding region: 552-1898 (448 amino acids)
Biological process (GO): regulation of transcription by RNA polymerase II
Molecular function (GO): protein dimerization activity; RNA polymerase II cis-regulatory region sequence-specific DNA binding; DNA-binding transcription factor activity, RNA polymerase II-specific
Source: RefSeq, a predicted model, not a curated record
CCCACUCUCCUCCCAGGCCCUUUGAAGAGCCUGCACGGCCGGCUGCCCCCCUGAGCCGGAAAGCUAUUGGGUGAUAAGCAGCAGCAGGCUCACAUUACUGCCAGGAGAAAGGGACGAGGGUGGGGGAGUGAGAGAGAGAGAGAGAGGAGGCAUUUUGGCGCGAAAGAAGCAGCACCUCCCAAGUAGGAUGGGUUACUGCACCAGGGGGAGGAGGUGGGGUGAAAUUGGGACUUGUCUCUUCUCCCUGUCUGUUUUUUUUCUCCCUGCAAUCUCCCCCUCCUCCUUUCUCCCGGGUGUGUCAGUUUUGGCUUUUUUUUUUUUUUUUUAGUUAAUAAUAUCCAAGAGUUGGAAAGUGCACUCAGUUAGUAGGAGUGUGCAGUGGCAGGGUGCAGGAGGGUGCACUCACUGCCAGUGACAAGUGGGAUUCCCCCAGUCUAAGUUACUGCAUGCCAGACAAGAGCAGCUCCAGGGACAGAUAGCGGCUGGCUGGCCCUUCACAUAACCCAGCUCUGGUCAUACAUCAGUGCUCAGUGCUAAGAGGAAGCUGGAAGAUGCCCGGGGUGGUGAGCAAGAAUCCAGACCUGGAGUUUGACUCCUUGCAGCCGUGCUUCUACCCAGACGAGGAUGAUUUUUAUCUGUGUGGCCCGGACUGUGCUCCCCCAGGAGAAGACAUCUGGAAGAAGUUUGAGUUGCUCCCCACACCUCCCCUCUCCCCUAGUCGCGCAGGGCUACAGAGUGACCCUCUGUCUCCUGGGCAGGGACCCUUGCUAGAGUAUGGGUUGCAUGGUGAUGGGGAUGCUUUGGACUGGGCAUCGGAGCUUCUGCUGCUCCCCCCUGAAGCUGACUUGCUCGGGGGCUCUGGCUGGGGUUUGCCACAGAGUACAGAGCUGGGUUUGUCCCCCAGCAACAUCAAGUCCAUUAUCAUCCAGGACUGUAUGUGGAGUGGCUUUUCUGCCAGGGAAAAGCUGGAAAGGGCAGUCAACGAGAAGCUGGGGAAAGCUGCAGGGGCCGUAGAGUCUGGAGCCCCUAAUCCAACUGGAACCCCUGCUGCCAGCAGCGUACCUGUGCAAGGAGAGGAUUUAAACAACCCUGCUUCCCACUGCGUGGAUCCAGCUGUCGUUUUCCCAUUUCCGAUCAACAAGGGAGAGAGCUGCAGAAUUGGUCAGGCUAACCCACCCAUCAGUGCCAUAUCUUCACCCUGCACAUCCCUCGUUGUAUCAUCUUCCGCACCAGCCAGAAGCUGCAACCAGCCGUGCCCAACCAGUGCCAGCUCUGGAGAUGAGAGCCAUAGUGAAUCUGAUGAUGAUGAAGAUGAUGAUGAAGAUGACGAGGAAGAAAUUGAUGUUGUCACAGUGGAGAAGAGGCGCACCAUGUCCAACAGGCAGGUCUCGUCCCCCACCGCGUUGCGAUCCAAGACCGCCAACUCCGCCUCUGGGAAGAACCUCCCCACCGAACUUGCCCUCAAGCGAUGUGCCCCGGUUCACCAGCAGCACAACUAUGCCGCUCCCUCGCCGUAUGUGGAGACUGAAGAAGUGUCGCCACCUCAAAAGAAGCAUAGAAACGAAACGCCUCGGCUGGCGAAGGGCGCAGCACAACCAAAGUCUAAAAGCUCCAGCCCCCGUAACUACGACUCUGAAGACAGCGAGCGGAGGCGCAACCACAAUAUUUUAGAACGCCAGCGCCGCAACGACUUGAGGUCGAGCUUCCUCACCUUAAGGGACCAUGUACCCGAACUUGUAAAAAACGACAAAGCCGCUAAAGUCGUCAUUCUUAAAAAAGCCACCGAGUAUGUCCAUUCUCUUCAGGACGACGAAGAGAAAUUGUUAUUGGAGAAAGAGAAAUUGCAACUCCGACAGCAACAGCUGAUCAAGAAAAUCGAAAACUCACGGACUUGCUAAAUUUUUGUCCUUUUUUUUUUGUUUUUACUUUUUUUCUUCUGAACUUUCACUGCCACUUUGCACAAUAUUUGAUUCUUUAAAUAUAAAAAAACAAACCAGAAAAAAAAGUGUUUUGACAUUACGAAUGUUGGUUUAAUUUCAGUUCACUCUACAGUUGAAAAUACUUUUUUAUGUUUUUUCUUGUGUUUCAUUGUUUCAGAAUCAGAUGAUAUUUUUGAGGAGUUGAAUAGACUGCCAAAUUAUUUACUGUUUUAUUAUAAAAAAAAAAUAUUUUUUUUUUAUAUACUAUACGCAUUUUUUUUCUAGCUGUUUUCAUGUUGUGAGCUUUUUAUUUUGAGCUGCUGGGUUUUUUUUGUUUUGUUUUAUCUUUUUUGUACGAUUCUAUUUUUGUUUUAUGGUGCUCAAGUUUGUAACUGAUGUUACUUUUCUGGGGUUAGCACUUAUACCUCUGGAGGAACCUAUGUAUAUACCAUUAAUACUCCUUGCCUUUUUGUACAAGUUUUCUUGGGCUAUGCUGGGUAGCUCUCAACUACCGAUAUUAGACUGGAAAUUCAGACCUAAGUACUGUAACACCUCAAUGUUUGAGGAGCAUGUUUUGUAUACAAAUAUAUUGUUAAUCUCUUGUUAUGUACUGGACUAAUUCUUACACUGCCUGUAUACUUUAGUAUGACGCUGAUACAUAACUAAAUUUGAUACUUAUAUUUUCGUAUGAAAAUGAGUUGUGAAAAGUUUUUGAGUAGAUAUUACUGUAUCACCUUUUUGAACAAAGAACUUUUUUUGUAAAGAAAAUUAUUAUAUAUGCCUUUUUUUCUUAGCCUGUUUUGUUCCUGUUUUAUCGUAUUUGUUUACGUUUGGCGCAUAGAACUGGAAGAUAUCGGAGUUCUGUGGUCUUUUUCUCUGUUUGUUUAUUCGUUGUUUAUGUUUUUUAUUCAUUCUUUUUUCAACCAAUGUAAAUUUUUAGUGCUUCAUCUUCUAGCACUUUGAAAUACCUCAUGUUUAUUAAAUAAAAUAGCGACAAACGUUAA